AUGAAAAUAUGCACUUACGACUCGCUGUAUCAAGAUUUCGUGGUUGCACAUAACAGAUACAACAAGUACAAACGAGUGACCUUCACCUUUCCAACUGAACUGGCCAAUCACAUGGAGGUACUGCCCAGUACUGCCAUCGUCCAGUCAUCUUCCUCUUUCAAGUUUUUUAUCAAAUUUCUACCGAGGAAGAUGUUAGCAAGCGAUGCGCCAUCGUACUUUGAUGCCAGUACAUCUGUACUCCGAGUACCCAUUUCAGUACAUGUCUCCGAUCAGACACAGCCACACGAACUUGAGAUGCACGCAGUGGUGACCACAAGUGACGUCAUCAUAGAGCCACGCCACAUCAACUUCAACUACUGCACAACAUACGAACGUGUGUCGGCAAACGUCACCGCGCAAAAUUCGUCACUGCUACCACAAAAUAUCGGCUUCGUUGAUCUCCCACCUGAGAUAUCGGUCCAGCCGAACGACGGAUUCAUGACGAUGCUUCCCAUGGAGAAGAUGGAGGUCUGCCUCACGUUCGCACCCGCCCAACAAAAACAUUACAAGUUCUCACUCGUCUGCAAAAACUUCAAGAACAAAGAUUUCAAGUUGACGUGCGAGGGUUGGGGCGUGGUACCCCCUGUCCAACUUUCGCAUCAGCUGAUCCUCCUCCAAUUGGUGGCCGUGGAUGACCACAGAGAACUGCUCCGUGUAAGUUACAAGCCCCGCCUACACGAGCUGUCAAUCAAGCAGGAAGCUGCCAGGUUGAUGCAGGUUGAGAUGGAGCGUACGAAGCAGCAGCAGAUGACGAAGAGGAGGAGUCUGACGGCUGAGAAUAUCACAGGUGACACGAAGAACAAAAAAUCAGCAACCAGGGCUGCUGCUGGUGAAGCUGCUGCUGCUACUGCUGCUAACCACAACGACGACAAACGCAUUGGCGGCAGUGGCGGUGAUGUCAUGAAAGCUGGCGGUGGUGAGAAGAUCGGUGGUGGUGGUGGUGGCGAUAGUGAUGCUGCUCCCACGUACUCCGAUGUAGUUGUUGGGAACAGUGAGUACAUGUUGGCACGCAUUUCCCUGAUGAAGAGGAUGAGUGCCAGCAGUUUGCGACACAAGUUCCCAUGUUACAUCGGCUGCAGGUCCAAACGGGAAGACGUCUGCACGCCAGUCCUUGAUCCCAACAGCACGAUCUACCUUGAAGUCCACUGCUCAAUGAUGCCGCCCGAACUUCAGCUGGUCAAUGACCUUGCCAGUGACGUCGUCGAGUUCGGUCACGUGUUUGUAGGUCAUUACGUCAUCAGGACUCUUGUCGUUAGGAACGUCUCCGGAUUUGAUGUGCAGCUGGGCGGUUCCUUGUUGGACACGCAUUCAAACUUCAGCGUGUUGAACUCGUGGAGGUGCAUCAAACCGGACGAGACGCACAACUGCAGGGUCAAGUUUGAGCCAAAGUUCAAUAAUAAGGUCAAGGUCAUGGUCAUCGUUAUAAUGGCUCUGAUCAUUAUUGUAAUUUGUAUGAACAAAAAAUGUAUUUUGGCCAUCAUAGCCGUUAAACCAGAUGAAUUUGAACUAGAGAUUGUAUACAAUCUCGAUAAAGAAUUUUUCGAUAAACACGAUUCGACUCCUGUUUUUUUCCCUAAAUUUUGGAUUCUUUGGUAUUCGUUCUACGAAAGCUUGACCAUUAAAGGCCACAUGACCUCACUGCACGUGACCUUGAAAGGUGAAGGUCGCUGUAUGAAACUCGAAGUGCCAUUGGUUGAUAGGAUGGUGGACUUUGGAAAGGUCAUGGUGGGUGAGAGAGUUGAGGAGUUGUUCAAGAUAACAAACAGGACAGAUCUGCCAUUGAAGUAUGCCAUCUCCAUUGAUGGACAGUCCAAAUAUAAGGAUCACCAUGUCGUCAACAUGACGUCAGUGUACGGAGUUUUUGAUUGCACACCAUGCCACGGAGUGCUUGCAGCCGGUAAAGCUUUUCAAGAUAUCUUGGUAUCCUGUCAAGCGGAUGUACUCGUUUGUGACGUAUGUGAUGUUGGUCAUAUCGUCACUUCCGGUCAAGAGGAGAUGUACACAUUCAGAAUGAGGUGUCAGGUCAAAGGUCAUACAUUUUAUCUCGAGGGCGGCGACUUUAUUCAUCCAUCGCUCGUUCAUUCAUUCUCUCUUGAUCCUCCACUUCCGGCCGAGAAUGAGGAUGGCGACGCUAAAGAGGCUACUGCUACUACCGCCAACGAUAUUGACUACCUCCAACCGAUCAUCAUUAAAGUCACCGGUUCAUUUGAUGAUGACGAUGAAGGUGACGACAACAACGAUGGUUGCAACAACAAUAACAACAACCACAAUAAUAAUAAUAACAAUAAACGUAAUAAUAACAGUGGUUAUGAUAACGACCUAGGGUCAAAGGUGAAAGUGUUAACGGUUGGCUGCGUGAAGCUAUCGAAGAGUACAAAAUUUAAAAAGAAUGUUGAAUGGUAUUUUGAAGAUAUGCAGUCUGCGCUGUUCAGUGGAUUCUCAAUCAGUCCCACUAAGGGUAUAAUUGAAAGCGGGCACGAACAACAAAUAACCAUCAGCUGGAAACCCAACGCUAGCACGUGCCAGGUGAACAAACCGUGCUCAAGCGAGAUGAUGAUGAUAAUGAAGGGUGAUGUCGUGGGAAGGGUCAAGGUUCACCUUAUUGGGGUCGUCAAGUGA
Molecule: messenger RNA, 2658 nt
Organism: Helobdella robusta
Lineage: Eukaryota; Metazoa; Annelida; Clitellata; Rhynchobdellida; Glossiphoniidae
Exons: 21
Coding region: 1-2658 (885 amino acids)
Source: RefSeq, a predicted model, not a curated record